This is a messenger RNA of Tympanuchus pallidicinctus (lesser prairie-chicken), 3113 nucleotides long. Its product is annotated as olfactory receptor 734-like. The record is from RefSeq and is a predicted model, not a curated record. NCBI's taxonomy places the organism in Eukaryota, Metazoa, Chordata, Aves, Galliformes, Phasianidae. Gene Ontology annotation, biological process: G protein-coupled receptor signaling pathway. Gene Ontology annotation, cellular component: membrane. Gene Ontology annotation, molecular function: G protein-coupled receptor activity; olfactory receptor activity.
UGCACAUAUGCUGAAGUCCUUUCCCAAGAGCGUUCAGAAUACUGCAAGAAAAGGUAUUGAAUGUGAGAGCCUAGGAUUAAAGAACAGCUAUGUAACAGAGGAGUGAGAGCUUUCAAUUGCUCGUUUUGAAAAAGAUGUUACUGAGAAAUCUCUUUUGGAAUUCUUCAUCUCUGUGUUCCUCAGUGUGUAGAUGAUGGAAUGUGGCACCGGGGGUGGCUGUUCAGAGACAACAUGGCUUUUUGACCACAAGUUUUUUGAACAGCAGUGCAGAGAAAGAUGCCAGGUGCAAAAUGGAUGCUCACCUCUGUGACCUGGGCUCCAUAUGUGAGAAAGGCUUUGUGCAUCCUCUCUAUGAUACGUGCCUUGAUUCUGGUCAAGGUGACAGCUUACAACACAAUCAGGGCAAUGAGUUGAGGACUGUUAGCAGACCAUUCUUGGACUCCACAAGCCAUUCAGCUGCAUGAAUAUCCAUACUGGCCAGUUUGAUCACCCGUGUGACAUCACAGUAAAAAUUGUCUGGGAAAUUUUAUCCAUGGGAUGACAAAUGAAUGACAGUUCUACCUGCACAUUAGAAUGAGCAGUGACCCUCCCACACUGCUGCAACCAGCUGGAGCUGUAAUUGCUGUGAUUGAAGAUGUUUGGGUACUGCAAAGAUAUAUGGAGAGCCACAUACCGAUUCAGAAGCAUCACUGUGAGGACAACAACCAUGGAACUGUGAGGACAACAACCAAGGUGUGUAAUUGAAUCCCCUCAAAGUCAGAGUUUGGGAGCUCAUUUGCAUAUCAGAGGCAUAAAUUAUCGGUUGCAGGGGACCUCUACAUUGCACCUGGUGUGCAGUAAGUACAGGAAGUGACUUACUGACAUUUCUGUGGGAAAAUCUUUCUCAUAAUCAGGAUAAAUGCCAAAACACACCUCCAUCCCAAUGGCUGCCCAACUCCAAGGGGCAACCACUGAGAGUGAUUAGAAAGAAUAUUACACCAGCUAGAAUCACAGAACCAUAGAAUGUUCUAUUCUCUAGUUCAACAUUGCUGGCCAGGCUCCUAAUGCAGUAACAAGCAGACAUUCAUACAAAGUUAACAUAUUUGCAGCAAAAUGGAAGAAAGAUGUUGAAGUAAAAAAAGUAAAAAGUCAUGUUACUUUCUCCUGCCUCAAAAGAAGCAAAAGAAUUGGGAUGAAUGAAAGGAUUUAGAUCAAUAGAAAGACUUUUAAAAUAAAUUUUACUUUCUAAAAAUGGUUUUCUUAAUGAGUGAUUAAUCAAAAUCCAGUUUAAUUCAAAAUGUAUGAAAAUGAAAUUAGUUGAUGUGCUCCGUGAGAAAUACUAAUUUGUUUUCUAUGGCUGUCAUAUUGUUGAUUCUUGGUUAAUUUUGUUGAGAUAUUUAAAUAAUUUAUUUUUUUUUCCUGUUUCCAGUGUUCUGAUGACUUCAUUGGAAAAUUAGACACUGCUAUGGGAUUUCUUUGGGGAAAAAUCAAAGUCUGCAUAUGAUCUAGGCACAUUUAUGUCCCUCAGAAGACAACUGGAGAAAGCAAGUUAUUUCUGAAUAUACUUCAACUGAUGCACUCCAGAGAAAAUCUGGGAUGAAAUUAGCCAUUCCUUGGGAUGUCUAUACUGACAUUAACUACAUUAACUACAAGGAUUUUAAAUUGUUCAAUUGAAAUCUUCCUUCAGAUGUGACUGGUCUGUAAUUAGUUUCCUUUUAUAAUCAGUGGAUGUGAUUUUAGGUUUUUAGCAACUUUAGACUGCAAUUCAUCUAGCUUUGUUUGGCUGUCUGCAUUAGAAGGAAAUGCACUGUACCUUGGAAGGGUCUACUUUGCUCAUUUGGAGAGGCUGUACGUUUCACUAUUUCAGAACAAGAUAGUUACACUGUAAACCACAAAGAUUAGCCUACUACAGGAGACUGGACUGAUUCUUUACAACUUAAAUUUAAUCCAGGUGCCAGUUGUUAGGGAGAACAUCUGACGACAUGUUUACUUUCUGUUCAAAAUUCCAGUAUAAUUCUCAAGUCAGUGGGAAUCUAAAUGACUAGUUUUCAAGAAAUUCACUAUGAAGAGAUCCAUAAAACCAGCUAAUGGUCACAGGAUGUGCAUUUCAGUAGCCUAAGCAUAGCCCAAGUUGCUUAAAUACUGCAACAUAUUGGCAUUAGUGUGUUUAUUGCUGUCUGCUUCUCAGGGCUUGCAAGAGUCAAAACGGAGCAUGAAAAGUAUAUGGUAGUUAGAGAGUUUAUUCAGCUAGGAUUGUCUCAAUCCCACAAAGUCCAGUCAAACCUCUUCUUCUUCCUGCUGUUCUACAUGAUAAUUCUCCCACGCAACAUCCUUAUCAUUCUCACAAUUCAGGAUUCAGCUGGAUCACCCAUGCAUUUUUUCCCGGCUAAUCUGGCAUUCAGGGACAUCUGCUACUGUUCUGUGACCCCACCCAAAAUGCUGGCUGACUUUUCCUCAAAUCCCAAGACCAUCUCCUACAAUGCCUGCAUGACCCUGCUUUUGUUUCUUGACUUCCUGGGAGCAGCAGAAGCUUUCCUGCUCUUGGCCAUGGCCCAUGACCGUUACGUUGCUGUUUGCAAACCUCUUUGCUACACCAGGCUUGUGAACAGAACUGCAUGCUGUGCCCUGGUUGGAGCUUCGUGGGGUGGUGGCUUCGUUCAUGGCAUCAUUCUGUUUGCUCUCACCAUCAAACUCCCCUUCUGUGGACCCAACGUCCUGGAUCUUUGUGAUGUGUGUCAGCUGGCUAACUUGGCCUGUGCUAACACGGUGGAACUUCUGAUGUUCCUCAACAAUGAAGUUGUCAUUGUCAUGUGCUUUGCACUUCUCCUCGUCUCCUACACAGUCCUCUUGCUGAAGCUCCAGACAGUCCAAAAAAGGAACAAAAUAACCUCCACCUGCAUUUCCCACAUCAUCAUAGUUUUUGUCAUGUUUGGCCCACCUGUCUGUAUCUAUGUCCCACCCUUUGAGGCUGUCCUAAUGGAAAAGGUUGUUGCUCUUUUCCAUACGGUUGUCUUCCCCUUGACUAAUCCUAUGAUCUACACACUGUGUAACAAGGAGAUCAAAAGCUCCGUGUGGAAGUUGGUCAGCAAAUACAUACUAAAAUAAAAUAUAUAUUUUGAAAUAAAUAAAUGAAA